UGUUUAAAUUUCACGCCGGUCUUGUUUCGACGGGCUUUAUGUCAAGCAGACCUAACUUGACUCUUUGAAUAAUAAUUUUUACUUCGUCUUCAUGCUUCGCAUCUCCCGCUAAUUACCAAUCGUGGCCACCGCUUGUUGCGCUACGGGAUGCGCUACUUGUGACUUGCCCACUCCUCGCUGCCUUAAAUUCAGCCUGGGGUUUGCUCUGCUUCCCGUUCCUUCCUCUGUUCAUCUAUGGAUAGGAUACAUGGCGAGCGCUGAGUUACUCUGGACAGCAAAAGCAAUACUAACCCAACGCGAUCUCCGGGUGUAAACAUGGAGUCCAGCUUCAUACAGGAGCCGAAUCAACAGCGCUCCUUCCGGGAUCGAAUCUUCAAGCUGUUUUGCACCCCUUCCUCAAACGACGCUUCGGCUCCCCCAGCAGGGUUCAUAAUUUCUGAUAACGCAGCUCAAAACGAAGGGUCUACAAUAAUAUAUCCGCCUCGAGAGCCUGAUGCAAGGACUCGUCUUCUUGAAUCGUAUGAUCGCCGGGAGCCCGUCUGCGGUCUGAGGGGCUCCUGCGAUCAUGGCACGUUCUCUCCACGACCUGUACCUGAGGAUAAUCAAAAAUGGGAUUCCAGUUCCUCGGCGGAUGUUGGAAGCGAGGAAAGACCGGACCCUCGGGAAGCAGCAGACAGCCAUGCUCGGCACCCCAGCGACGCCUCUGGGUAUCCCCAAGGACCAGAGAAUAUACCAUCACUAGACUCCUCCCUUACAACGUUGCACAUGAAGAAUCCCAAGUCUCUGUAUAUAUCAUACUACAUCCCGUUUUUCAACUGGAUUACCCAAUACCGCUGGUCAUAUAUUCGAGGGGACUUGAUUUCUGCGAUGACUAUUGCGUCCAUCUAUAUCCCUAUGGCGUUAUCUUUGUCCUCAAAUCUCGCUCACGCUCCUCCUAUCAAUGGCCUUUACUCCUUCGUGAUCAACCCUUUCAUAUAUGCGAUAUUUGGAAGCAGCCCGUUGUUAAUAGUAGGCCCAGAGGCAGCGGGUUCUCUGCUUACUGGAACGAUUGUCAAAGCGAGCGCCAAGCGAGGACAGUCGGGAGAGGAUGAUGAAGUCGCAAAUGCCAUAAUAGUUGGAAUAGCUACUACUAUGGCAGGCACCAUGAUCCUGAUCGCUGGGCUUACUCGAUUGGGAUUCUUGGACAAUGUGCUGAGCCGGCCUUUCCUCAGAGGUUUCAUUACGGCUAUCGGUUUCGUGAUUUUCGUGGAUCAACUCAUCCCGGAAGUUGGAUUAACCGAACUAGCAAAGAAUGCUGGCGUUACCCAUGGGACUACGGUUGAGAAGCUCGUGUUUCUUGUAAGAAACAUCGGAGAUUGCCAUGCUCUUACAACCGCAGUGGCUUUUGGGAGUUUUGCUAUCAUAAUGGUAUUCCGGACCCUCAAGAAAAUGCUCCAGCCACGAUACCCUCAGGUGAUUUAUCUUCCAGAUCGCAUCCUUGUAGUUAUUCUUUCAGCUGUCUUGACGUGGCACCUCGACUGGGACGAAAAAGGGCUGGAGAUUCUGGGGCCCUUGAAGCAAAAUGCUAACGGGCUUUUUGCGUUCAAAUGGCCAUUCCAAUUUAGCCAUAUGAAACAUGUACGCGCUGCAAUGAGUACUUCUUUUGUCAUCGCGUUGCUUGGCUUCUUUGAGUCCUCUGUUGCCGCCAAGGGACUUAGCGGCGAGGCCAGACAAGAAGGCGUUCAGGGGAUGCCUGUCAGCCCCAACAGGGAGAUGGUGGCACUGGGUCUUGCUAAUACUUUAGGGGGUUGCUUUAUGGCCCUCCCUGCAUUUGGUGGUUAUGCAAGAAGCAAAGUCAAUGCUUCGACUGGAGCUCGGUCUCCAAUGAGCAGCAUCUUCCUGAGCAUCAUUACGUUUGUCUGCAUCAUGGUGCUCUUACCAUAUUUAUAUUAUCUUCCGAAAGCUGUUCUUUCGUCCAUGAUUUCUGUCGUUGCUUUCAGUUUAAUUGAAGAAUGCCCUCAUGACAUGGCCUUCUUUAUUCGUUUGCGCGGAUGGACGGAGCUAGUACUAAUGCUUCUCAUCUUCGUUUCGACUAUUUUCUAUUCUUUGGAAUUGGGCAUUGCGCUUGGUAUUGGCCUUUCCAUCCUGAUACUUAUCCGCCACUCCACCCAACCCCGGAUUCAAAUUCUCGGAAAAGUAGCAGGGACAACCGACCGUUUCGAGAAUGCUGAACUUCACCCGGAAAAUGUUGAGUUGGUUGAAGGCGCGCUUAUUGUCAAGAUCCCCGAACCGCUUACUUUUGCCAAUACCGGUGAGCUCAAGAAUCGGCUUCGACGGUUAGAAUUAUAUGGCAGUAGUCGAGCACAUCCUUCUCUUCCUCCAACACGCACCCCUGAACAUAACAAGAACAUCAUAUUCGACGUUCACGGCGUCACCAGUAUCGAUGGCUCUGGUACUCAGGUUUUGUAUGAGAUCGUGGAUGGGUAUGCAGACCAGGGAGUCAGGGUCUUCUUCUGCCGCGUCGCGACACGCAAUGUUUUCCGUAUGUUUGAAAGAAGCGGAAUUGUAGAGCGAUGUGGUGGGAUGUCCCAUUUCGUUCACCGUGUCGACGAAGCCCUCCGCCUUGCCGAAUCGGAAGACCAGACUGAAAUCUGAGCUGUAUUACAACGUGCAUGCCAUGAUUGUAUAGCUGCAUUCUGUUUAUAUGCGACCAUUCACGAUAUAGAUGAUGCUUGACAACAAUUGUAUGCAUAUUAGCCGGCCCGUUGUCAAUUUGCCAAUGUUUAAUACCUCGCCCUUGUAUUGUGGCCCUCUUGCAUGAGAU
Aspergillus alliaceus is the source of this 2803-nucleotide messenger RNA. RefSeq names its product SulP family inorganic anion transporter. Gene Ontology annotation, cellular component: membrane. The record is from RefSeq and is a predicted model, not a curated record. Lineage: Eukaryota; Fungi; Ascomycota; Eurotiomycetes; Eurotiales; Aspergillaceae. Gene Ontology annotation, biological process: transmembrane transport. The transcript has 4 exons. Gene Ontology annotation, molecular function: sulfate transmembrane transporter activity. Bases 316 to 2634 code for a protein of 772 amino acids.